Molecule: messenger RNA, 666 nt
Organism: Alosa alosa (allis shad)
Lineage: Eukaryota; Metazoa; Chordata; Actinopteri; Clupeiformes; Clupeidae
Gene: polr2k
Product: RNA polymerase II, I and III subunit K
Exons: 4
Coding region: 176-352 (58 amino acids)
Biological process (GO): DNA-templated transcription
Cellular component (GO): RNA polymerase II, core complex; RNA polymerase III complex; RNA polymerase I complex
Molecular function (GO): DNA-directed RNA polymerase activity; zinc ion binding; DNA binding
Source: RefSeq, a predicted model, not a curated record
AGUUAGUUUUAGUGAUUUAUGAUUAUGAAUCCUCCAUCUCACAUACAUAACAUCACUAAGUAGGCUAGCUCGAAGUCAACAGCAACAUUUUGUUUGCUAACCUUAGUAAGACAACUUUGAAUAGCCUACGCUACCACAAACAAGGGGCAAGAUAUUUGUAGAACAAACGUCAAUAAUGGAUCCUCAGAAAGAUGUACAGCCACCGAAACAACAGCCCAUGAUCUACAUCUGUGGAGAAUGUCACACUGAAAACGAGAUCAAGGCCAGAGACCCUAUCAGAUGCAGAGAGUGCGGCUACAGAAUAAUGUACAAGAAGAGAACAAAGAGAUUGGUGGUGUUUGAUGCACGAUGAACAGCCUCCCCACCCCAUCCCCACGUAUCUGAUUUUGUAUUUUAGUUCUCUAAAAUGUACAGCUUUUGUAGCUGAAGUUUACCAAGUGUCUAUAAAGACUGUGUUGACAAAAUAAACACACAACACACACACAUUACACAAUGAUGAAUAGGAUUAUAUAAAACACAUACUUUACACCUCAAUUAAGCAGCAUAUAAACACUGCUUUUUUGGCCAAUAAAUUGAAAUAAAAAAUCAUCUGGAUUUUUCUUUUUUCAUAUGUUGCUGUAACUAUGUUAUAACUUGCAAAACCAAUAAAAUAUUAUUUUUCACUCA